AUGUUGGAGUGGAAAGGAAUCUUACCACGUCACGUUCCUUCUCUCUCUCUCUCUCUCCCCGCAGGCCCAGCUCUGAAGAAGGCGGUUCUAACAGAGGCGCCAUCUCUGACAGGGCAGCCGGGGGCCGGCCAGGGGAAGAAGAUUGGCCACCGAGGGGUGGACGCAUCAGGUGAAACAACUUACAAGAAGACCACGUCGUCCACGCUUAAGGGGGCCAUCCAGCUGGGCAUCGGCUACACGGUGGGCAACCUGAGUUCCAAGCCAGAGCGAGACGUCCUAAUGCAAGACUUCUACGUGGUGGAGAGCAUUUUCUUUCCCAGUGAAGGCAGCAACCUCACCCCAGCUCACCACUACCCUGACUUCAGGUUCAAAACGUACGCCCCAGUCGCCUUCCGGUACUUCCGAGAGCUUUUCGGCAUCCGCCCGGACGACUAUCUGUAUUCUUUGUGCAACGAACCCCUGAUCGAGCUCUCCAACCCAGGGGCCAGCGGCUCCCUCUUCUAUGUCACCAGCGAUGACGAGUUCAUCAUCAAAACCGUCAUGCAUAAGGAGGCAGAGUUCCUCCAGAAGCUUCUCCCAGGCUACUAUAUGAAUUUGAACCAGAACCCCCGGACGCUGCUUCCCAAGUUCUACGGCCUCUACUGCGUCCAGUCCGGGGGCAAGAACAUCCGGGUGGUGGUGAUGAACAACAUCCUUCCCCGGGUGGUCAAGAUGCACCUAAAGUACGACCUCAAGGGCUCGACCUACAAGCGCCGGGCCUCGAAGAAAGAGAAGGAGAAGUCCAGCCCAACCUACAAGGACCUGGACUUCAUGCAGGACAUGCCGGAGGGCAUCUUGCUGGAUGCUGACACCUUCAGCGCCCUGGUGAAGACGCUACAGAGGGAUUGCUUGGUCCUCGAGAGCUUUAAAAUCAUGGACUACAGCUUGUUGCUUGGGGUGCACAACAUAGACCAGCAGGAACGGGAGCGGGAAGUGGACGGUGCCCAGAGUACCUCGGACGAGAAGCGCCCCGUGGGCCAGAAGGCCCUUUACUCAACCGCCAUGGAGUCGAUCCAGGGCGGGGCUGCCCGGGGGGAGUCCAUAGACACCGACGACACGAUGGGGGGCAUUCCCGCUGUGAAUGGCAAAGGGGAACGUCUCCUUCUCCACGUCGGUAUUAUAGACAUUCUCCAGUCCUACAGGUUAAUCAAGAAGCUGGAACAUACGUGGAAGGCGCUUGUCCACGACGGGGACACAGUGUCGGUCCACCGGCCCAGCUUCUACGCGGAAAGGUUCUUUAAGUUUAUGACCAACACGGUGUUCAGGAAGAGUUCUUCUCUGAAAGCUUCUCCGUCAAAGAAAGGCCGGAGUGCCUUACUCGGCAUCAAGCCCUCAGGCCCGAUGGCCGCGUUUUCGGCGAGCCAGAUCCCCUCGGAGAAAGAGGAGACCCAGUACGAUCUCCGGGGGGCCAGGAGCUACCCCACGCUGGAUGACGAAGGUGCUAAAGUUAACCACGACCAGGGGGAAGGCCGGCCGGAUUUGCUCCCGUGCACUCCUCCAUCUUUUGAAGAAGCCACCACCGCCUCCAUUGCGACCACGCUCUCAUCCACUUCUUUAUCUGUGCCUGAAAGGUCUCCUUCCGAGUCUUCGGAGCAGCCCCGGUAUAGGCGGCGCACACAGUCCUCGGGGCAGGACGGAAGGUCUCACGAGCAGGUCCGGGCCGCCGCCGCCGACCUCCAGCAGAUCACGGUGGAGUUGAAACCCAAGAGCAGCCUUGAGAUCGUGGUCCCUGACGUGGCUGCCGGCGGGGAGGCAGCCUCGUCGGCGUGUGCCGCCACACUCUCAUCGGCCGCCGCCGAAGCCGAGACGGCCAGCCAGGCCUCUGAGCCGGCCAGCCAAGCUUCCGAUGAAGAGGAUCUGCCCGUCCCCGACAUCUAUUUUUUCACAGACGGAAGGUACUGGAUUUACUCCCCCCGCCUGCGUAGGCUCCGGGCCGCCUCCAUUUCCUCUGGGGAUCCGCCGACCGACGAGAGGAGCUGGGUGUAUUCCCCUCUCCACUAUACCGCUCAGAUUCAGUCAGUCUCCGACGAGGAGAGUGACACAUAACUUCUAUGCAAGAUCCUCCCCUCCCAGAGAGGAAUGCGUGCCCUUCAGCUGCCGAGCCCAAGCAUCCCCUUCUGGCCAGCCCUGUUGUUCUUUUGACCGAGCAAGAGGGGAAAUGGAGGACUCCCUGCCGGUGUCCGGCCGCCUUCCAGGACCCCAAAACCAUUUGCCAGACAGACGGAGCACCUCACUCCUUCCUCCCUUUCCCCCCCAAAUGGUCUCCCCCCCACAAGCAGAUCCUGACUCAGGAAGGGGUCCUCAAAGACCCAGCUGGGGCCGUGAACUCUGGAUAGUGACCGACGUAUAUAUAUUAUUUUUCCCAAAGUGCACUACUGUAGCCACCCAGCUGUAUGUGAUACUGUGAACUUUUCUUCCAAACCCGAUUAUUUAUUUUGUUUGUCUUUGCACGGACUUGGCACAAUUGUGCACCGGGGUGUGGGGGGAGAGAAACAAGCAAAACUUAGUUUACUGCACUUUGCAGCGUGGGGGGGGCAACCCUUGGAGUGGGUAACUCUUUUGGAAGCGGGUGUCGGUGGCCAGCCCUCAGCCAGAGAAGCGGCCACCAUCGCCAGCCCCAAACCUGGAGCCUCCAUAAGAGAAGCGAGCCGUCGGACAGACAGACCGGGAAGAGCUGAAAUCUCCAGCCAAAACCCUGAAGCUUCUUUGUCUGUUUUGGGACGGACGUUCUUGCUGAGCUUGAGGAAGAAGCUUCUUUGCUUUCCACUUGCCUGAGGUCUUGGCUUCUUCAUCUAAAGGUAUCUCCAUUCCACUGCAACCUCGGACCUCUGUCUUUGGGAUGUUUCCACGUAACUCCUGGGCCCGCUUAGCAGCCCCUGCUCCUCAGGAGAACAUCGCAGGAGGUCUUCCUACAGACUCGCCCACCUCCUGCACUCCUUCUGUGAUCCCGCUUGGCUUCCGGGCCCGGCUGGGGAAACGAGCCGCUUUGGAACUUAAGAAGAAGCCAGCUGGAAAGCAGAUGACUUUGCCCGAGAGACAGAAAGGGACGAUCCCGCUUCUGGCAUUUUUGGGGGAAAGCCUUUUGAACAUGCUGUGCUCAGCAGGCGCCGUGGGGAAGAAGAGGGUGGGUCUCCCAGCCAAGCCAUCUGGAAGCCCACGUGUUUGCGCCCUCGAGAAGACAGAUGUGUUGCAGUGCCUGCCGCUUGACUUACACAUGGAAGCGAGAGCUGAUGGGGGUCAGUUACCUGUGGGACCGGCAGGCCCCUUCCAGGGAAGUCCCGCCAAAAAAGAGCAGCAUUUCUGUUAUAAACCCACCCACUGUCAGACUGGUAAAACCAAGGCCACGCUAAGCGCUUCCCGUACUUCAUUCUUCUCCCCCCCACCUCCUUUUUGAUGUCGUUUGCUCACUGUGAACAAAACAUUCUCUUUUUUAAAAAAAGAAAAAUAUGACGAGGAAAGUUUGAACGCUUCAUCCUCAGCUCCUCGGGAGGCGGCUGCGUAUGGAGGGCUUUCCCACCAGAUAGAAGAACACCCCCCCCAUCAAUAACCUUAACAUCUUUUGCUCCCCAGAGAGGUAGGCCCAUCCAAGGACUCACUUCCCUUUCUGCUGUCCCGUUGUCUUCCGGCGGGCUUCAGAGCGAGAGCUGGCAUGAGCCACUUAAAGAACCCCAGGAUCUCCCGGCAGAAAGAGAGGACCACGGGGCAUGAGCCCGGCACCAAGCCAGCAUCCUUCCAAGAAAACAGCGUUUGCAAUCUGAAUGGGCUCGGGUUUCCAUUUUGAGGCAUUGCCGAAUACCCAGGUUUUGCUGGAGCGCUUCCCGAUCUGUCCCUUCUCGAGUGUGGCCGAGAGGGUCGUCCCUGAUGUGUCGAUCUGAGUGAAGUCACAAAAUGGAGACGAGGGUGGCGCUCCAACCUGCCUCUGGCUUCCUCCCGGGAGCAGCUUCGGGCCCUCUCUCUCUCCUUCCUCUUCACCUCCUCGAGACCCAUCACCCUGCGCCAUUGGGCGUCCCCAGAAGUCUCGACAAGCCGCAGGGCAGAAUUGACAGUUUCGGGGCAAGGUUUCGCCCCCACCCCCCGAUCCGGAUAUCCGGACCCUGAAGUGAGGCUUUUCACGUUUAUGGCGCUUCUUGGCCACCAACCACUGGCUGGCAGCCUAC
Molecule: messenger RNA, 4196 nt
Organism: Pogona vitticeps (central bearded dragon)
Lineage: Eukaryota; Metazoa; Chordata; Lepidosauria; Squamata; Agamidae
Source: RefSeq, a predicted model, not a curated record